GGAGUUCAUCAUACUGGCAUUUCUCAAUGAAUGUGACAAUGUUGUGUCGGUCAGGGUCAAGAGCCCUGAUCUUUUCUAACAUCGCUAAUUCAUUUUGAAAGGUUUCUUCAAUGAAUUCUUCAUAGUAGGGGAUUUUUACUGCCACUUCCUUACCCGUGGUUAAUUCCACACAUUUGACGAAAUAUCUAUUAUAAUCCAAUCCUAUUUCGCCCGUCAUUAUGUAGCUGGUGGUUUCGCUUUGGAGUACACUGCAGUACGGAGAGAUGGAGGCUGCAGCUUCAUCAGUUGGGAUGUCAGCUGGAGGUCUGUCAUCACCAGGUUCACAGACAGCUGGUAAAGGAUUGGUGUUUGUAAUGUCCUCAGUGAAAGUAGCAGCAGUUCCUGACUCUUCUUCAGUGGGAGGAGCCUUGUCAGUUGCGGUUGAAGGUCCAGGUGCAUUGUCCUGAUUGGGUUUGUCAGUGUAUGAAUGCUUCUCUCUGGACAUGUCAGGGAGUGAAACUUCUUCCCUGGAUGUACCUUGGAGUACAUCCAUCGUUUUUACCAGCAUUGUUUCAGACACUUCCACCUUCUUCAUUCUUGUUGUUGUGUUCAACAGUUUUUGUUUACGAAAUACUUUUCAAAUGCUUCUGACUUCCAAACGCUAGUUGUGUUCCUCAACAGAUUGAGAUGACCUGGGUCAGACAUGCGCUCUUAUAUGUUUGAGAUGAAAGACAAAUGAAGUCAUCAUUUAUCUUUUGAUCCUUGGAUCUCUGUUUGGUGUCAUAAGACAAAAGAGGCUUUAUUGUCAUUUGAAGUGUACAGUGUAAAUUCUCAGAGACACCAGCAGCAAUAUAAAAACAAAAUUAUCGACAAGAAUAUAUACAAAACUAAAAGAAAAAAGUACACAAUCAUUGUACAUAAAAUAUUUUAAAUAAUAUUAUUGUCAAAUGCAGCACUAAGAUCUGGUCUGUCCCAAAAAAAUCCCUUUGCUGCAAAUUCAGGAUAACUACGGAGUCUCGCUCGAGGCUAACCGCAGGCUAGCUGGCUAAUGAGCGCUUUAGCGAGCUAAGCUAACGAGCCAGGCACCGAGCGCAGACACCGACACCCGCUAAUGACUGCAAACACGGAACAACACCAUCAUUUCACUUCCCGACACAACAGGAGCGCAAGCGUCCUGGACUUCUCUGUUGGGACGACUGACCCAGAGCAGGCGGGUGAUUCAUCCGGUAGUAGCUUGAAAUGUUCUUCGAAAGGCUCCGACAACACGGUCCAGAAGUCACGUUCACUGACCGGGGAUUAGCUCAGGUGACACCGAGCACUGCCAGCGGCUAGCUGCUACGGAGCGGCUAACAAGCAGCGGCUAGCUGCCACGGAGCGGCUAACAAGCAGCGGCUAGCCGCCACGGAGCGGCUAACAAGCAGCGGCUAGCCGCCACGGAGCGGCUAACAAACAGCGGCUAGCUGCAACCGAGCGGCUAACAAACAGCGGCUUCACCUGUCACUCAAGUAACCACGCCCAUAAUUAUGCAGAAUUUCAAACCGCAAUAUAGUAUAAAUGGGCGAGUUAUAAAAAAAUUCCCCCCCCCAUUAGCCAUUGGGACCAAAACCGUGUUUGCCCCUUGGGCAGGACAAAGGGAUCAACGAAUGUGAGUUCACAUGGACUUUUCCCCUUUAAAAUGUUUAUUUAGUGAGAUAUAUGGCACAUAUUGUUUGAAUGUUAACAUUGCUUUGUGUUUGAUUAUGCUAGAUGCCAGAGUUUAACAGAGAGAAUAUAGAGACAGUGUGCAAUGCUGUGGAUGCAUUUAUGAUGACUCCCCUGCAAGUGCGAGUAUGUCCGACGGCACGUGAAGGAACCAGCUGAGUUCGUCUGUUCGGUGCAGAUAAAGAGGAGAGAGAUGAACAAAGACACGCCCUCCGAGGGGAAACACUGGAGCAUAUGUUUCCUACUGUAUUUAUCUUUAAACGUGGCUUCUUUAUUAAUAUUUUAGUCUUUGGAGAUGAUGUCCAUAUACGUCAUCAAGGAAGUUGCCUGCUGGUUGCGAGGCUCACAUAGAUUUCUCCUCAUCAUCAUCUCAAGUCUUUAUAAAACGGCUUUAUUAUUAAGAUGUUUUAGUUUGUUUGUUUAUAUGUAUCAAUAUUCUCAACGCGUUUGAAUUUGUAUGUGGACUCGGACCUUCUUAUUGAUCAGGAAGUGAUGACAGACAUGAUGACAGCUCUCUUCAUGUUGUGCCCCCCCCCCGGUUCGGUCGAUAUCUGUAAUUUAUGUUCAUUUGAACUAAUUCACGUUGAUGAAUAUUAUUCUGUUAAUAUGCUGUGAUUGAAUAAUGAGAUUCUGAUCAGUUUGCCCUCACACAGAGAAGACUUGAGGAGAUGAGUUCACUUGUCGCGGCUACAGGUGCUCCUGGACGCGGUGCUGCGUUCAGGGAACAAGUAAGAUUCGCGUGUCACGGUAAAUGUCUUACUGUGAACCUCGUACUUUAUCAUGAUUUAAUGUGAAUGAAAACUGGUUGAUAACAGCAAAUGCGUGUUUAUGAAGCAUAUGACUCCUCUCGGGAGAAGGUUUUCUUCUUUUUUUUUUAAAACAAGUUUGAGAGUUUUAAGAGACGGAGCCGCUGAACGCCUCACAGACCCCGCCUCUGUGGUGGAGACUCCUGGGUGGAGUUGGUGGAGUUGAUCAAUCUGACCAGAAGUCAGAUCGACGGUCCUCCGAGGAGGUCUCUCUCUCUCUCUCUUUCUCUGUCUCUCUCCCCUGUGCCCAUUUCCCCCCCCGGACGCACUCGCAUCUCCUCUUGUCAGGAUGUCGCCGCCCGCGUCCCCCCGGGUCUUCACGGAGAGGGAGGUGGCCCGCCACCGCACCAAGGACUCCUGCUGGGUGCUGCUGGGGCGCCGGGUGUACGACGUGACCGCCUUCCUGCGCAUGCACCCGGGCGGCGAGGCGCUGAUCCUGCGCCGCUCGGGCCGGGACGUGCGCGCCGAGAUGGAGGGGCCCCCGCACCGGCACUCGGAGAACGCGCGCCGGUGGAUGGAGCAGUACUACAUCGGGGAGUUGGACGGGAGCACCGACGAGGCACAGGCUCUGAGAGACAGGAGGAAGGCCUCCGCUGAGCAGACGGGCGGAAAGAUGGCGGAGGAGGCGACGGACACCAAGGAGGAGGAGGAGGAGGAGGAGGACGACACACCGUACAACCGCUGCAGCUCUGUAGACCUGGACAAGGAUCUGGUGGACUGGAGGAAGCCGCUGGCGUGGCAGGUCGGCCACCUCGGGGAGAAGUACGACGCGUGGGUCCACCAGCCGGUCGACAGACCGAUCAGGCUGUUUGGGAACCCCCUGAUGGAGGCUGGCACCAAGACUUCCUGGUACUGGGUUCCGGUGGUGUGGCUCCCCAUUGUGCUUUAUUUCAGCUGGUACUGCUACACCACGCUGGCGAAGGGCACCACAAGGAUCGUCCUCGCUUCAGACGUCUCCAUCCCGAUCCACAAGUACAUGUUCCCCGUGCUCUUUCUGACGGGCUGGUUCUUGUGGUCGCUCGUCGAGUACUGCAUCCACCGCUUUGUGUUCCACAUGAAACCGCCCGCCCACAACUACUACCUCAUCACGCUGCACUUCCUGCUGCACGGACAGCACCACAAGUCUCCGUUCGACGGCUCGCGGCUGGUCUUCCCCCCCGGCCUGGCCUCCUUGGUGGUGGGCAGUUUCUACGCCAUCCUGCGCCACACGCUGCCGGAGAUCCUCGCCACGUCCGUGUUUGUCGGCGGGCUGUGCGGCUACGUCGUGUACGACAUGAUCCACUACUACCUCCACUACGGCUCGCCGAGGAGGGGCUCGUACAUGUACGGCCUGAAGGCCUACCACGUCAAACACCACUUUGAGCACCAGAGGGCGGGUUUCGGGAUCACCUCCACGUUCUGGGACCACCCCUUCAACACUGUCAUCCCCGAUGAGAAGUUCUGACAGCAGGACCGGGCUCUUCCGAAGGGGCCACAGGACUCGUGACCCACCUCCUCUAGUAACCAGCCCCUCGUCGUGCUUGAGCCACUGUUGGUUCACAGUGUCUGCAGCCAAAGAUUUCCACAAACCACGGAGGAAGAUCCACGUCCGACCACUCCUGGGCCACUGCCACUAAUCUCCACCCACGCUCACUGUAACACACAGCAGCUUUCCGGUGUCAGUCAUCGACACGUCACUUUUGCGCAAAUCGUUGCUCUGAACAUCCCCCCCCCCCCCCGCCCCCAAUGUUUUCCUGAGAUUUUUUUCCGCGUCUGACUCACAGUCACCUGCUGAGUUUCUUCACACGUGAACGGCGAACCCCAGAAGUCGUCCGGACCCCAACUCCUCUGGACAUUUUUUCAGAGUUCAUGUCUGAAAACAGCGUUUGAAUUUUUUUAAUUUUUUUCUAACACGAGCCGUUUCUGCUGAUUUUUCUAAACGUUUGCCAGCAGCAUAUCGCGAAUGGUAGACAGACGGCGACGGGAAGGGAAGUGAUGGGUGGUGGGUGAAUGUGGACGACGGACAGAAGAAAGGGGAUUAAUAAAGAGCGACAGAAGGUGGAUGUUAAGAAUUUGAGUGCGGGAGAGAGAGAAUCCCUCGACUUCAUCAACUAACCCGGGAAAAGAAUCGGUUCAACUCAGUGAUCGUCAGCAAAGCUGCAGAACGGAGAUCAUACUGAAAGUGCAUUCAUGCGAUUGUGCCGUGAGCGUUCGAAACCACCGUGGAGAUUUAUCUUUGCGAGUCGGUGGUAAAAUAUCCUCUGUGUCCUUCUCUUUUCUUUUCUUUCGUCAUUAAUGAUACAACAAAGAUGUAAAAAGAAUAUUUUGUAAGAUGGUUUGUACAGAAGAGGAGAUUCUUUAAAUCGCACCAGCCUCAUGUGGUUGAAGUGAUAUCGCACGUGUGGAUGCAUUUACAGUAGAUGUAGAGUGUUGUCAUGGUGACGGAGGAACGGAGCUGGAGGCAUGAGGCCAGCCUGUCAGACUUCUUGCUGUGGGGUAUCUGGAGGUUCAAAGGUCACAGGGUCCGCGAUGUGAUACAAGUUAUUGACCUUUGACUCUCACUCCAUCCAUUCGAAGCCUCCGGCGUAUUUGUCCCCGCGGAUCCCUGCAAGAUGACGACGGACGAGUCCGUCUGACUGCGCAGCAGGACGUCUGGCCAGGUGACUGGCGGAUCCUUAAAUAAACGUCUCCUCUCAUCACCUGACAACAACAUAACUAAUAAACUAAAGCCGAACAAAGUUAAUUCUACUAAUUCAUCCAGAAAUGAUAGAUGGAGAAAUGCAGUGAUGAAAAUUCUACUUGUGCAGGAAAUAAUUUCAUGGACUUUAAUAAACAGAAGGAUUUAAAUUUCCCUUUUUCAUCCUUUUUUUUCUCCUUAACCAAUCAGCAAUAAUUCAUUUUCCAGGUAACCUGUAUGCAGGUUGUGUCACGCAAAACUGUUUCUGAUAUUGCCAGUUGAAUAUUUUGAAUAUGUUUCAACCAAAACCAAAAAAUGUGUCAUGUUUUUCGACUACACACACACACACACACACACACGCACACACGCACACGUCAUUUAAUGAAAAACGCCAUGCACUGAUUUGUUUUUGAUGAAAUAUCAUGAAGAGAGAAUAUUCUAUAAAAAUUUUAAAUUCUACUACAAAGACAUUGCUUCAGAUGGAACCAAAAAUCUAUGUUUCAGAUGUCUUAGAUGAUGGUGAUGACUGUAAUAUUGAUGAUGAUGAUGAUGAGUUUAAUAAAACAUGAUCAUGAUGCUUGGCAGUGGGAGGAUUCCCCCUAGUGGAACAGAUUUAUUUAUGUAUAUUUAUGUGAUAAAGUUGAAAACAACAACUUGUAAUCUUUGAUUGUGACAAGUAGUUUUCCGUGUGCUAAAUUAUGCAGCACAAAAUAAUAUUUCCUAAAAAUCUGUUUACUGUGAUAUCGUAGAACGUUUUUUGGAACGACAAGAUGAAAACGUAUAUUUUGUAAAUAAAUGUCUGUAUAUUUCUGA
Scophthalmus maximus (turbot) is the source of this 5955-nucleotide messenger RNA. RefSeq names its product fatty acid 2-hydroxylase (gene fa2h). Lineage: Eukaryota; Metazoa; Chordata; Actinopteri; Pleuronectiformes; Scophthalmidae. Gene Ontology annotation, biological process: lipid biosynthetic process; fatty acid metabolic process. The transcript is spliced from 8 exons. Bases 2776 to 3930 code for a protein of 384 amino acids. The record is from RefSeq and is a predicted model, not a curated record. Gene Ontology annotation, molecular function: iron ion binding; heme binding; fatty acid 2-hydroxylase activity. Gene Ontology annotation, cellular component: membrane; endoplasmic reticulum.